AUGCAGAAGAUUCCAUAUGCAUCAGUAGUUGGAAGUCUUAUGUAUGCUCAAGUAUGUACGCGUCCGGAUAUUUCGUACAUUGUUGGGAUGUUAGGAAGAUAUUUAAGCAACCCUGGUAUGGAACAUUGGAGAGCAGCCAAAAAGGUUUUAAGGUAUCUUCAGAGAACAAAAGAUUACAUGCUCACGUAUAGAAAAUCAGAUAAUUUGGAGGUCGUAGGAUAUUCGGAUUCUGAUUUUGCUGGAUGCCAAGAUAGUCAUAAAUCAACAUCAGGCUAUGUUUAUCUAUUGGCUGGAGAAGCUAUAUCUUGGAAAAGUGUCAAACAGACACUAGUAGCUUCUUCAACCAUGGAGGCAGAGUUUGUAGCAUGCUAUGAGGCAUCAAACCAUGGAAUAUGGUUGCGAAAUUUUGUCACUGGGCUGCGCGUUUUGGAGAAUGUUGAAAGACCACUCAAGCUAUUCUGUGACAAUAAAUCAGCAGUACUGUAUUCCAACAACAACAAGAGCUCGUCAAAGUCAAAACACAUCGACAUAAAGUUCCUUGUUGUUAAAGAAAGAGUGCAAAAUAAACAAAUAUCUAUAGAGCAUAUUGGGACAAACUCCAUGAUUGCGGAUCCGUUCACAAAAGGCUUACCACCCAAGGUCUUUCAUGAGCAUGUUGCUCGUAUGGGUGUUGUAUCAUUUGAUGAUAUUAUGGUUUAG
Messenger RNA from Salvia miltiorrhiza (redroot sage), 699 nucleotides. RefSeq names its product secreted RxLR effector protein 161-like. The record is from RefSeq and is a predicted model, not a curated record. Lineage: Eukaryota; Viridiplantae; Streptophyta; Magnoliopsida; Lamiales; Lamiaceae. The transcript has a single exon. The coding region runs from base 1 to 699 and encodes 232 amino acids.